Messenger RNA from Anopheles arabiensis, 17082 nucleotides. RefSeq lists its product as uncharacterized. The transcript has 15 exons. NCBI's taxonomy places the organism in Eukaryota, Metazoa, Arthropoda, Insecta, Diptera, Culicidae. Gene Ontology annotation, molecular function: protein binding. Gene Ontology annotation, cellular component: plasma membrane; cytoplasm; dendritic spine. The record is from RefSeq and is a predicted model, not a curated record. Bases 777 to 14876 code for a protein of 4699 amino acids. Gene Ontology annotation, biological process: chemical synaptic transmission.
AGCACCACCGAAAGGAAGUGCAACAGUCGCAGGGAAGUCGUUAAAAAGGCAAAGUGUGUUUCGAUGUGCGGUUAAACAAGCCACCUCCAGUAACACUUCUACACACACCUCCUACCUACCGCGUACCGCCAUCGGAUAAGAAAAGAUUAGCCAAAAACAAAAAAAAAACAAAAACCCGAAACAAAACAACAAACAACACAAAAAGAAGAAGCGGAGCAAAAAAAAACGAGUUCCUCCCUCGAGCCCCAACACCCUUAUCCUCCCCCCCACCCCCUCAAACCCCACCAUCCUCUCCCAUCCCCAGACCCCAACUGGCAAAAACGAGCAGAAACGCAGGAAAGCAGAAAGGGGGGCGAGGGGAAGCAAAAAAAAAAAGGAAAGGAGGCGACAGGGGGUUUUUUUGCCCCUUUUCUUCUUCCCAUUGUGCGGCAAAAGAGGUUGUCCUUGCACGCGUGUGUUCUAUUUGUGUGUGUCUGUGUGAGUGAUUGUGUGUGUUUGUGUGUGUGUGUGUUUUUGUGUGUUUAAGUGUGUGUAUUAUCAUCCCAAAACACGUCCUUCCCUAACAAACCAACAACAACAACAACGAAGCAAACAAAGAACACAAACUCGGGCCCUCCCCCCCCUUGAAGCACAGGCGGCCGCCGCGCCCCCGCAGAACAAAAGGGGUUAAAAGCACACACACACACACACACACACAUACACCUUUCCACACACACACUACCGCAAACACACAGCCGAGAACGCGAGGAGGUGGGGCGGGCCGCCGCUGGGACGCAAUGGUCAGCUCGACCGUUGCCUUCGACCGGAAGCCACCGGCCGCCGCACCGGUAGAGAGUGCCGGCGCGGCCGACCGCCACGAUGAUAGCAGCCCCUUAUCCUCCACCACCUCCUCCUCCUCCCUGCCUUUCAGCGGUGCGGCAGUCGAGACGGCAGGCGGCGGUGCGGUGCUGACGACGGGAACGGACGCAACGACGGCAGCGGCGGCGGCAGCCGGGCACGAGCUCAGCCUGAGCGAGCAGAAGAUUUCGCUGCUGUUUCCGAAGUGCAAACCGCGCAGUGACUACCACCACUAUGUCCUGAGCAGUGGUGCGAGUGCAAACGGUGGUGGUGGUGUUGGUGGUGGUGGUGGUGGUGGUGGUGGCAAAAACAGUAACAAUAAUUGCCUGAUGGACGUCGGCAGCCUGUCGCUCGGGACGUACGUGACGCGCACGAGCCCGCCGACGGUCGCCACAGCGCAAGGGGCCGGACCGGCCAAGGUUUACAUGGACAUGGGGACGUUCGGCAAUAACAAUGGCGGUGGUGGUGGUGGUGGUGGUGGUAGUGGUACGGGCGAGUUUGAGUACGGUGCGGAGAAGGAGCUGGUCGUCGGCAAGGGCGGCAGCAAUAGCAGCAACGUCACCAGCAGCAACAACAACAACAACAAUAACAACAACAACAGCAACAACAGCAGUACCGGCAACGCAGGCAGCGGCAGUGCCGGUGGCAACAACAACCACUACGGUGGCAACAUCAAGGGCGAACUGUACGGCGGCAUCGGUGGGGGCAGCACCGGCGGCAGUGUGAAGCACGGUGCGCCCAAUCAAUCGGCCGCCAAGGGGGGCGGCAGCACCGUCCCGGACGGGUACGGCUACUACUACAGCAAUCAACCGCCGCCGCUGACCUGCUCGCCAACCGAAACUCAAUCUGCUAUCAGCGCCGCGUUGGGCAACGGAGGUGGUGGUGGUGGUGCUGGUGGCCCCUCCACCGGUCUUCUCCUGUCCGACGAGGACGACACGCGGGACGAGCGGCUGAAGCGGGAGGCUGCCGGUGCGGGACCGACCCCACGAUGGAUGGAGCGCAACUACUGCCACCUGUCCGUCUCGCACUACCCGUCCACCGGGCCCAAGUCGAAGGGAGGCGGGCCGGGGGUCGGUGGCGGCAGCACUGGUGGUGGCGGUGGUUCGAUGAUGCAGCCACCGAAGCGGGCGGGUGUAGUGGGGUCCGGCUCCACCUACAAGCCGGUGAGCUGCUACAACAUGGUGCUGCAGUCGCCGCUCGAGGACGAGAGCGACAUGGAGGACAAGCUGAAGUACUUCAACUACCAGCACGAGAUGCAGACGUACAACGGUACGCGCAAGGACAAGCUCGGGCUCGGGGGCUAUGGUGCGCUCGGGGGUGACGGUGGGGCCGCCGGUGAGGGCGAGAUCGUUGUGCUGAGCAGCAAUGCCAAGGAGCACGGCAACACGCUGUCGGUGGCGCAGCCAAAACUGCAGGACCUGCCGGACGAGGGGCCGACCGCCCGGAAGGGGCUGCUGCACUUGGGGCAAAAGCUGGAGCACGGACCGCACGUGGGGCUGAGCGUGGCCAGCCCGAGCGUGGAGCAGUGCGAGCCCGCGGUCGACUUUGCCGACAAGCUGCUGGGACACUAUCCGGCCAAGCGGGACGAGGGCGAGGCGGAGCUAGCGGAGAACAAGUCCCAAAGCACCGGGUCGAACAUUAUCGAAUACGACGGUUCGCCGCGUCGGUUUGGCCUGAACCUUUGCGACGAAAGCGACUGCUACCUAGCGUCCAGCGUGAAGAUAAACCUGACCUCACCGUCACUGCUAUCGCUACCUCGUCCCGGCUUCCCUCAGCGCGUAGUACCCGCUACAGUCGGUACUGCCGGCAGCGGCAGCAGUAUGGCUGGUACCGUCGCUCAAACGUCCUCCACCAAUGCCAGCUGUUCGCCUUCGCUGCUCGACCAGGUCAACUCCACUCUCAGCAAGACGCUGCUGCUCGAUUCGAAACGAUCCGCAAACGAUACCGAAUGUACGAGCAGCUACGGCGCUGGAGAGCUUCCCAAAGUUUCCGGGACGCGCAAGGAACAGCAGCAGCAGCAGCAGCAUCAGCAGCAGCACCACGACCAUCACAUCUACGACAUGCUGCCCGGCAAGCUAUCACCGUCCGAGAUGGGCGGCAAGACGAGCCUGGAAAAGUUGCAGCUGAGCGCCCAAACGCCCGAGAACGAGCUGCAGCACAUCGGUGGCACGUCCGGCUUUCCGCCGAUCGCCAACUCCUCCACGUUCGACUAUCUGUACGAGUUUUCGGAGACGCGCAAAGUGCUGGAGGAGUUCUUCAAGUGCCCCUCGACCGAGGACGUGGAAAAGUUCAGCGACUACAAUGACAGCGCAGAGGAGGAGGACGAGGAGGACGGGGAGGAGGAGGAUGGGGAGAGUCUGGAUGUGCACUAUGACUAUCCGGUCGAGCUGGAGCGCUCGAAAACGAUCGAAACGACGUACAUUGGCAACGUGAAUGGGGCGGCAGGCAAGCAGGACACGCUGGUGCGCUCGCCCAAGUCGCCGCUGCUGGGCGACGGGCCGGCUCGCCGGGAGGAGGACGACGACACGGCCGACGUGGAGGACGAGGAAGAGGAGGAGGACAGAGAGGAGGAGGACGACGAGGACGACGCGAAGGCAAACGGGUUGGCGAAGUACAGCUACAAGCUGAAGAGCAAAUCGACCCGCCUGUCCGACUACUGCGGGCUGCGCAAGAAGAAAUCGGACGCCCAUCUGAAAGGCCACAGUGGUGGCAACAGCGGUUUGGGGGUGGUAGAUGUGUCGGAUCGGUACUGCAGUGCGGCCGAGUACGACCGGCGGGAAGAUGACGGUGUGCGGCUGUCGCUAAAGUCCACCCUCCAGUCGGCUAGUGAUGCGCGCGACUACGCCAUGUACGUGCAGAGUGGCCUACUGAAUAGCUACCCGGAACAGCAGCAACAGCAGCAACAGCAGCACCAGGCUGAACCACCGAACCAGCCACCCAACCAGCAUGCCAACAUGGGCGAGCUGCGGUUCAGCGCGUACAUCAACGGGGAGAGCCGCACCAGCAGCUACGAUGCCAUCAACGAGGCGAACUACGACGGCCAUCCGAUGAUCUCGAACGGCAGCGACAAGGACCCGCUGCACUACUCGCUCAACGGGGACGGUGGCGACGGGCGCAAGGUGUACGCGCGCAAGUACAGCAAAAACUUCAACUACUCGCCCGACACGACCGACUACGACUCGAACUGUGGCGACUACGAUAGCGAAAUCUCGCCCCAGUACGGCAGCGACUUCGGGCUGAUCUCGGGCAACGGGGCGACGAUGUGCGACGAUCUAAACAAUGGCGUGAUCAGUGCGACCUCGGGCGCACCGUCCGGCCCGGGCGAGUCGCUCAACUGUCUGUUCGCGAACAACGCGAACAACUACACGCGCUACUACGCCGCGAUGCCGGUGCUGGAGGACGGGCUGUCCAGCGGGCACGUCUCCGACUCGGAGAACAAUCUGAGCGCGAACCCGAUGACGGGCCUGCUGCCGCCCGAUCUGGUCACGGUCGGCAGCGUCAAGCAGCACGGGCAGGCUGGCAGCAAUGGCGGCAUGAUGCAGUCGGCCGGCCCGGCCACCGGCCCGUACGGUUUGCUGGGCGCACAGUCACCGUCCGUUACAGCGAAGCCAUCGAUAUCCUCGUCACCUAGCAUGUCGAAGGAGCUGAUAGCCGCACAAGGUCCACACGUACAACAGCAGCAGCAGCAGCAGCAUCAGCAGCAACAGCACCAACCACAACAGCAGCAACAGCAGAACCAAGGCACGAACGUGGAGGGCUACUUCGUCAACAACACCUUCCGCAUGGGAAAUCUCAAGCUAAACUCUAGUAUGCUGCACAACGCCAGCAUAUUUAAGAAUCGCGACCCAGAGCUGGAGUCUCUCUACACCAUAAAUACUAUCCAAUCGACACCGCCACCUCCAGCCCCAGCACCGCACAGGAAGUCUUCGAUCGAUUGUGAUAACAUGUCGCUGUUGCAGCAGCAGCAGCAACAGCAACAACAACAACCGGGACAGCAGCAAAAGCAACACCAGCUGCAACAUCUACAGCAACUUCAGCAGCAGCAACAGCAAUCGCAACAGCAACAGCAGCAGCAAGGGCAACCCCAACAACCGCAACAAUCACAGCAACAGCAGCAGUUCAACCACGGCCAGGCGACCAGCGCCGACGUGCAGUCCACGCUCAAGGACAUUCGGCUGUGUCUGCAGAAGACGAAGAGCCUGAACCUAGCUAGCGGCAACCAAUCGCGGAAAGCGUUCGACAAGGGCAGCCUGUGCGCGACCGGCGACUUUCCCGACCCGCUCGGCCCGGUGGGCAGCGGGACGGUCGGAACCGCCGGCAGCGGUGGCGGCGCCGGCACCGGCUCGAGCCUCUCCCCGAUCUGGAUACCGCGCACACGCGCCAGCGACGACUUUGCCGGCAAACCGCUCGCAGGGGCAACGGGCCCGACUGCGGCCAGCGGCACUGGAGCGCUGUCGAACGGGCUGCAGCCCGGGGUCGGAGUUUCUGGGCCGUCCUGCAAGCUCUCCUCUUCGCCGGUCUGCUCCAAACCGGUGGCCGUCGCAGGGCCCGAUUUCGCCGACGAGACGGACGUGCUGAUCGGACAGGGCGCUGGUGGGGCAGCCACGAAACCGCUGGCCCUGGUGGACGAGGACGAGGACCCGGACACCGAUCUCGAAACCGACCGGCUGCUCGGGCACCAGCGGCUCGACGACCAGGGCUUCUACGACGAGAGCGGCAGCGGCAAGCUGUGGAGCACGGGCGAGCGCAAGACAGGCGCCUCGCGCCUGCUCACCCUCGGCAAGGUCUCGCCGAAGCAGCAGCAGCAGCAGCAGCAGCAGGGCGCAUCCCAACCGGCCGGUGUGGCCGGUGGCGCAGCGCGGGAUACGGCCGCGAACGGGAAGCUGCCCGCCGCCGGUCCGCUCGGCGAGCGGCUCGGGGGCACGGUGGGAGUGCGCAACGGUCCCCAGCCGAACGGAAGCACCGGAGGAAGCAGCUUCCUUCCCGGGGGUGGCGGCAGCGGCAGCUCGACGGGUAUGGCGGGCACCGGCGCCAGCGUUCCCCUGCCGGAUCUUGGUAUUGCGGCCGCGGCGACGCUGCCGCCAGUGUCCGGCGCGCCCAGCACGGUGAAUGGUGGCGCCGGCGGGACGGCCAGCGCCAAGAGCGCCAAGCCGCCGAGCGGCAACCUGAUCAACUUCAACGGUCCGAACGAGCCGCAGACGCAGCUGACGUCGCCGAAUCCGAGCCCGCAGCACUCGCUCGGCGAGGGCAACCUGCUGGACAAGUCGAACGAUUCCGGCAGCCCGGGCGGGUCGACCAAAUCGAAAUCGCUGCACAACAACGACUCGAAGCGAAAGUCGAAGAACAAGGAGGUUCUUAUUGAAGGUGUCCUGUUCCGGGCCCGUUACCUAGGUUCUACCCAGCUCGUGUGCGAAGGACAGCCCACAAAGUCGACCCGCAUGUUGCAGGCAGAGGAAGCCGUAUCUAGAAUAAAGGCUUUGUCACCGGACGGUGAGGUUCAGCCCAGCACGGAGGUCGACCUGUUCAUCUCGACCGAAAAGAUCAUGGUGCUGAACACGGACCUGAAGGAGAUAAUGAUGGACCACGCGCUCCGCACCAUCUCCUACAUUGCCGACAUCGGUGAUCUGGUGGUGCUGAUGGCCCGGCGCCGCUUCGUGCCGCAGGACGUCGACUCGACCGACUCGUCGGGUGGGGCGGGCACCGGCUCGGGCACGCACACGGCCGGGCACGGGGCGGGCAGUGGCAGUACGCCCUCCCAGAAGCUGGCCGGCGGCCCGAAGGGCAACCGGACGCCGAAGAUGAUCUGCCACGUGUUCGAGAGCGAGGAGGCCCAGUUCAUUGCGCAGAGCAUCGGGCAGGCGUUCCAGGUCGCGUACAUGGAGUUCCUGAAGGCGAACGGAAUUGAGGACCACAGCUUUAUGAAGGAGAUGGACUACCAGGAGGUGCUGAACAGCCAGGAGAUCUUCGGCGACGAGCUGGAGAUAUUCGCCAAGAAGGAGCUGCAGAAGGAGGUGGUGGUGCCGAAGGCGAAGGGCGAAAUACUCGGCGUGGUCAUCGUCGAGUCCGGCUGGGGCUCGAUGCUGCCGACGGUCGUGAUCGCGAACCUGGCGUCGGCGGGGCGGCCGCCCGCUGCGGGGUACAUCAAGAACACCAAGAACCAGACGGUGGUGAAGUUCACGGUCGUGCCGUGCGCGCCGGUCGUGGAGGUGAAGAUCAAGCGCCCGAACACCAAGUACCAGCUCGGCUUCAGCGUACAGAACGGUGUGAUUUGCAGCCUGCUGCGUGGAGGAAUUGCGGAGCGGGGCGGUGUUCGCGUGGGCCACCGCAUCAUCGAGAUCAACAACCAAAGCGUCGUCGCGGUACCGCACGAAAAGAUUGUGAAUCUCCUAGCCACGUCUGUUGGUGAGGGGCGUCUAAACAAACGGCUGCACCUCGGUUGUAACCCCCCCUUUUCUGUUGUUGGUGUUGUGUUGGUCCCCGAUCACGAUCCCCGACCGCAACCCGCAUCAACCUCAACUCCGGGUAAGAUGCCCAAACUUCUGGACAGUGAUCUCGACUCACCGAUAGCGAACCUGAUCAAGCGCGGGCCCGGCGCGACCAUCAACAACGGCAGCAGCUCGAGCAAGCAGAGCGCCCACUACUCGAACGACACGACCAGCGAGAAGUCGGACGGCGGCGGCCCGUUCGAGUCGAUCGUCGGCCGGCACCAUCUGGUCGGUGGCGGCGUCGGCGGCGGCGGCCUCGGCGGUGUCGGCGGCAACUCCAACUCGUCGUCCUCGUUCUUCUCGUCCGCGUACGACGCGAAGGACGGGUCGAACGAGGGCGGCGGCAGCAGCUACGGCAGUGCGGCCGUAGGCCUGCCAGCCGGCCCGCCGGCCCUCGGCGGUUCCGGGCAGCCGCCGCCGCUGCCGCCCCAGAGCGCGUUCUUUCAAUCAACCGCCACUGCAACCACCACCGCCAGCAGCAACCACCGGGACGGCGGGAAGGGCGCGCCCGCCGCCGGUCCCGAGUCGCGUGUCAAAAAGUAUCGCCAUCAGCAGUUCAGCAAGAACAUCUACAUCGGCACGAAGAACGCGGAGAAGUGGGACACGCUCCGGAACGUGCUGCUGUUCAAGAACGAUGUGGAGUUUGUGUCCUUUCUGCUCAAGCUGGCGGAGAGCAACUGCUGGAAGAAGGACUCGCCGCUGCUGAACGGAUUUUAUAGUGAAACGCUACCGCUGAAGCCGCAAGGAGCCGCCACCAAGGGUGGGCGGACCAAAUCGGGCUCCCGUGGCAAGCAGCAGCUGCAGGAGCCGCCACAGGACAACCAGCAAGUGCUCGACCAGCAACAGCAGCAGCAGCAGCAGCAGCAGCUACAGUCGUCAUCAAUCAGCUUCGCCGGCGCCAAAUCGAUCGGGGGCGCGGGCAAGAAAACCAAGAGAGUACAAUUUAAUAAGAAUGUAAAUAUUAUCCAUAAGCUCGAGGACGGCAGCCGGCGCAAGAUGGUGUCCUUCGGUGAGAAGGCCCUGGCGGACGAGCCGGCCCCGCACCAGCACGACGAGGACUCCGCGCCCGUACCUGACGACGAGGACGGUGGUGGGGAGGACGAGGACGACGACGACGACGACGACGACGAGGGGGAGGAGAUGGAGGAGGACGCGGAGGACCCGGAGGAGGACGAGGAGGAGGGCGAGGACGGCGAGGAGGGCGAGGAGGACGAGGAGGAGGAAGAGGAAGAAGAGGAGGAGGGCGAGGAGAAGGAGGCGCUGGCGGGGAGCGGGGCGGAGGGCCCGGCCGAGGAGCGGAAGGUCGAGCCGGCGUUCCUCGGCGACGGCAGCAAGGAGGAGCAGGAGCAGUCGAGCGUGAGCAACCACGACGCGUACCUGAUGGACGACCUCGUGAAGAAGACGCUGCGCAAAACGCUCCCGCCACCGACCACGCCCGCGUCCGCGGCGCCGAACCGGCAGCAGCAAAGCAACGAGGUGCAGCAGGACUCGAUCAGCAGCACGAUGGGAUCGGUUUCAGAGGACUCCCUCAACACGGAGACGGAGGUGCUGGACUACCGCAUCGCGGAGAAGAUCAAAACCGAGCUGGAGGAGAAGCAGAAGCUGGAGCGCCGGGCACACACCGGCGGCGAGGAGCUGCCGACCACGUCCAACUUCUUCGACCAGUGCGACCAGUUCGAGCCGCCGGAGGAGAAGCCGCCGGUCCCGGCCGCCCCCAAGAAGGGCGUGGACCGGUCCCGUGCCACGGGCGCGACCGAUCGCCCCGCGUACGGUGGCGUACGCAAGCGGGGCCGACGUGCGGCCACGGCCCACGACUCGGCCAACGUCGACCUGCACAUCGAGUACGAGGAGCAGGAGUACCGGCCGCUGCCUGGGGCGGCUCGGGGGACCAGCACGGCCGAGGGGGGGCCCUCGGCCGAGAAGGCCGCCUUCCUGGGGCCCGCCGGCCGCCAGCUCGGGCUGGGCUCGCACGGCACUGCGCCGGCCGGCCGCCGGGCGAAGGGUACCGGCACGGCCAAGAACAAGGUGUGCACCGGGUGCAGCAUCAAGCACGGGGCGGACCAGUGCCCGCUCAGCACGCCGCUGCGUGCGAUCAGCAACAAAAUCGAGCUUACCCAGUGGCUGGAGCAGAACGAGGACCUGAUCAAGAAGCACAAGCUGUUCCUGAAGCCGCCCGGCACCGGCGACGAGCUGGACGACGAGAUGGACGACCAGUACGACGAGGACGAGGACGACGACGAGGACGACGUUGAGGACGAGGAGGACGACGGCGGGGAGAGCAGCCGGGGCAAUGGGAAGGUGGAGCUGACGCCCUCCUUUUCCGAGGUGUCGGUGCCGCCCGAGUUCGAGCUGCGGCCCUGCCCGCAGUCGAGCGCCAACGGCACGAUCAGCAGCACCACGCAGAGCGCAGACGCGCUGCAGCUGCAAAAGCUGGGCCAGCUGGGUGACUCGCAGCCACCGGUAUCGCUGCCCCAGCAGCAGCAGCAACAGGGGCAGGGGCAAAGCCACGACCUGCAGCAGGAUCAGGACUCGCUGCUCGACUCCAAGAGCUCCCUGCCACCGGCUGCAGCGCUGGCCGGGUUCGCCGGCACGCUCGGGGCGGACCGGGAGACGGCCCCCAAGAGCCGGCCGGCCGGCGGGCACGGUCUCAGCAUCUACACGACCACCUUUAUCGCGAAGUAUACGAAACUAGGGCCCCUCACCGGGCAGAUUGUGCGCGAGACGGAGAUCCAGGACGACUGCACGAUGCGCCACAUCUUCGAAACGUUCGACGGCGCCAAGUCGACGUACACCAGCACGGAGAACAAAAACUUCUCCAACUGGUUGCGCUACAUCCGGCCGGCCCGCAACCGGGAGCAGAAGAACUGCGUCCUGCAGGUGCACGACGGCAGCAUCUACUUCGUCACGUGCCGGGACCUGGAGCCGGGCGCCGAGCUGCUCUAUUGGAGCAACGACAGCAACUCGGCCUGGGGCAAGAAGAAGAUGGAGAAAACGAACUGCGGCGGCUGCAACCUCAAGUUUGACCAUCCGUUCUACUACCGCACCCACUGCUCGGUGUUUCACGAUCCCGGCUUCAGCCUGACAAUCCGCAAGUACCACUGCAAGGUGUGCGGUGCGGCCGUGCUCGGCAAGGAGAACAUCAUGAAGCACGCCGAAAAGCUGCACGACGGCAAGGGCGCAUAUCAGUGUCAAUUCUGUCAAAAGUUCUUCCUGCGGCUGAACUAUCUCGAGAUGCAUCGCACGUACGGCUGCAGUGCGAACCCGCAGCGCACCCGGCCGCUGUGCGAUUUCUGCGGCCGCAAGUUCUGCCAGCCGCAAAAGCUGAAGGUCCACAUCAAGCGGAUGCACAGCGACAUGGCGGACGUGCUGCGCGACUUCCAGUGCAAGCUCUGCUCGAAGCUGCUCGGCUCGCGGGCCGCCCUCCAGCGCCACUCGAAGGAGGUGCACAGCCGCAACUCGGCCGUCGUCAGCUGCCCGCGGUGCCAGAAGCUGUUCCAGAACCGGUCGAACCUGAAGAUCCACAUGCUGACGCACUCGGGCGUCCGGCCGUUCAAAUGCGCGGAAAACGAAUGUACGGCUGCGUUUACGACUAAGCAGUGUUUGCAGUUCCACUACAAGAAGGUGCACGGCUACACCCAGGAGCAGAUGCCAAAGAUCGAGCGUAGUGUGGCGUACACGUUCGACGCUUACUCUGGCGGGCUGAACGAUGGAAUCAUUGAUGAGGUCCAGCGUCGGCAGAGACACAAAUCGACCGCAUCGGAGGAGGGCGGGUACGGCGGUGAGAAAGUGGAGCGGAAAAAGCGCUCACGCCAGUUGGCCCAUUUCGACGAGACGUCAUCGCUGCAGCAGCAGCAGCAGUCCGAGCUUGGGCUUGGGCACGAACCGGUCGACCAGGCGAAGGUAACGCCCCAGCACCUCCAACAGCAGCUGUCGCCACAGCAGCCGCAGCUAGACUAUCCCAACACACCUCCCGCCGUGCAGCGCCUCUCGACGACACAUCCAUCAACCGGUCAGCUCGUAAUGCCGACUGCCGACCUGCUCCAGAAGGACGCCGAGAUGCACCAGCAGAAGCUGCUUCGUCAGCAGCAGCAGCAGCAGCUCGGCGCCGUACAUCAAGCCGACGAGCAGCAGGACGAGCAGGGCGUGGAGCAGAGCAACGCGCUGCACCAGCACGAGCUGCACCAGGCCGACCCGCACCUGGACGACCCGGUGCUCGGGAAGGCGGAGCAGGAGCAGGAGUCGGCGCUGCACCAUCACCACCAUCACCAGCAGUUGGCCCGGCUGCCGUCGCCCUUCUCGAACAAUCUGCUCAAGACGAAAAACAUCCUCGAGUCGUUCAACGAUCUCUGCCGGAACGAGAGCAACCUGUCGCUGCUGUCGACGAAGAUCAGCUCGAUACUGAACAACAACCUGAAGGACAUUGCGAAGGUGGCGGCGAUCGGCACGCCGGCGGGCAGCAACGGCGGCAGCGUGGAGGACAUCCGCAAGAGCAUGCUCGAGCAGCAGGGGCUGGACGGGGAGAGCCGAGCCGAUCGGCUGGAGGACCUACAGCAGCAGCAGCAGCAGCAGCACCACCAGCACCAGCAGCAGCAUGAGCAACAGCAGCAACAGCAGCAACAUCAUCAUCAGCAGCAGCAGCAGCAGCAGCACCUUGUCCACCAUGCCCUGGCAGACGAACAGUCGAAGCCGAACAGCCUCAACGUGAGCCAGCUGCAUCGGCUCAACAUAUCAAACCAGCUGGAUGCGGGCUCGGCGGCGGCUGCGGCGGCUGCCGCGGCAGCAGCAGCGGCGGCGGCGGCGGCGGCCGCCCUCCAGUACAAGCCGGGCACGGGCGAGGACGAGCUGAAGAGCGUCGGCGAGGUGGACAGCAGCUUCGUCGACAUGGCGUCGCUGGCGAGCAACCUGAAGUACAAGGAGUACAUCAACGGAGGCGGCAACGCGGGGCUCGUGAUCAGCAAGGGCAGCAAGAAGUGGAUCAGCGACGCGGACCAGCUGCCGGGCGGGGGUGGAGGCGGCGACAGCGGCGGCGGCCAGCAGGGGGCCGAGCCGGGCGGCAUGCUGAGCACGGUGACGGGGCGCGACUUCCUCACCAAGCUGAUCAUGAACGGGAACGUCAACACGCCGCCGCCGAACGUGGCGGACGAGGAGGAGGAGGACGACGACAACUCGACCAUACUGGACGUGGUCGACUCGAACAACCCGAACCAGCAGAGCUCGCACGCCCAGCUCCAGCAGUACACGUCCAACUUUACCGGCCUCAACCUGCCCGACCUGCCCUCCUUCCAGAGCCACGCGUUCCAGGGGCACUUCAACCACCAGACGCUGCUCGGCUCGUUCUACAACAAUGCGGGCACGGGCGGGGCGGGCCGCAACACGAUCAACACCAUCCCGACGUCGGCGAGCAUGCUGGUGGAGGCGGCCCUCAACUCGGUCAGCAACAUCAUCACCGAGGCGGAGAUCAGCACGAACCAGGGCGGCCAGAGCCAGGGCGGCCUCCAUCUGAGCCACAUCGAUCCGGCGGCCAGCGGGACGGACGCUACUGGCAGUGGAGGCGGCGGAGGCGGCGGUGGCAACAACAACAACAACAACAGCCUGUCCGGCGGCACCUUCGCGACCGGCCCGAUCGACGAGUCGGUGGACGAGAUGAAGCUGCUCAAGUCGCACCACUUCUCGAUGCAGCUCAACUCGAUCUCGCAGUACUCGGCCCAGUCGACGAACGACUCGGGCAUCCUGUCGAUCCGGGGCGCGGCCAGCGGCCGGCCCAAGUCGCGCGAGAAGCUCGCCAUCUACGAGGACAGCGAGAUGCUCGGGUACGAGGGCCAGCAGCAUCUCGGCCAGCAGCUGCAGGGCACGCCGCACAACAAGCUGACGGCGAGCGUUGACUCCGUGCGCAGUGCGCUCUCGCCGGACGGGCAGACGGGUGAGUUUGGGUACGCGGCGACACCGAGCGCCGCGAGCCGACAGCACAUCGGGGCCAGCGGGUCGCCGGUGCGGUCCAGCUCGCGCCAGAUCUACGCCGAGCACGAUCUGAUCUCGCCCGCCUCGACGCCGUCGCUGCCGCGGUACGACUUCGGCCCGACCGAUGCCGGCCACUACGGCAGUGCCGGCCGGCGCCAGGACGCCAAAACGAUCAGCUCGCUCACGCUCGACAGCUUCGAGUCGAACCUGAAGGAUGCGCACCACAUGCAGCAGCUGUCGAGCGACGAGGACAACAGCAUCGUGAUCGCGGAGAACCUGUCCGUCAGCGCGGUCCAGUCGGAGGAGUCGAAGCUGAAGCUGGCGAGCGGGUCGGCGGCGGCGGUGGCGGCGGCGGCCACCAACAGCAACGCGCCGAGCAACGCCGGCAGCGGGGCGGCCGACUUCAUCCAGAACCACCAGAAGUACGGCGAGACGGGCCGGGCGCUCGGCGGCUCCAACCUGCCGACCACCGCGGACAUGCGCAUCAAGUACGGCACCGACGAGCUGGUCGACUUUCAGCGCAACAGCGCGCUCGGGGACGCGUCCGACUUCCAGGGGCUGGACAUGUCGUCCCGGUCCACCGUGUCCGCCUACCACCACACGAACUUCCAGCUGUCGACGCAGGCGGGCAGCAAUCUGCACUUUAACCGCUACCACCAUCACAUCUACGACAUACUGAGCGAGCGGGAGCAGCAGCAGCAGCAGCAGCAGCAGCAGCAGCAGCAGCAGCAGCAACAGCAGCAACAGCAGCAGCAGCAACAACAGCAACCUCAGCAACAACAAUCCCAACAACAUCAUCAUCAGCAACAGCAGGCCCAACAGCAACAGCAGCAACAACAACACCAUCAACAUCAACAUCAGCACCAUCACCAUCAGCAUCAAACACAGCAACAACAACAACAACACACUCAACAACAACAACAGCAGCAGCAGCAGCAACAACAAGAAUCGUUCCAGCUCGAGCAAACCCAGCUGCAGCAUCUCGUGCAGGAGCACGUCCAGGGCCAGGACUCGGACGCGGACCAGUCGGUGACGGUGGACCUGAGCCGCGGCUCCAGCUACCUCGUCCAGUCGCCGCCGACGCCCGCCCUCUCCUACAGCAGCCACCACCAUCCGGACAUGAUACGGAUGGUGUCGCUCGAUCUCAGCUCCAACACCGGCUCGCACCACGCGGUCAACAAUGGGUCGCAUCACGCGGUGCGCCACGCCACCUCCUUCCUCUCCACCCAGAUACAGCCGGGCGACCACCAUCGGCUGCUGGCCGGGGACCAGCUGUCCGCCGCCGGCAACCAUCGCCUGCUGGUCAGCGACCCUGCCACGCACCUCAUCUUCGAGCAGAACAACCGGCUGCUGUCGGACGCUAGCGGGCAGCCGGCCGCGGCAGCCCCGCCGCCCCCUCCACCGCGCCACGUCGUGUCGCCGAGCCGUGGGUUCGGGGCGUACCACCAUCAUCACCACCAUCACCAUCACCAUCAGGUCGGCUCCACCAACUAUCACCAUUCGAUGAAGCAGAACAUUGCCUCGCCACCGAUCAACCAGCACGGCUCGUCGGCCGCCGCCGCCGCCGCCUAUCACCCAUUCCCGACGUACUAUUAAACUGAGGUGACAGAGAGGAUACAAUACAGGAUACCAAGGUAGUUGUACAGCUUUUGUCGAUGGCACAAAGGGUUUGAAGAAAAAAAAAACUCUCUCACACACACCCACACCCUCGAAUUUUGACUGAGAAAAGAGAUACGCGGUCAUCUAGUGUCCGUAGAAUAAGUAACUGAUGUCUACCCAAACAAAGAAAGCAACAAAACAAAACAAAAACAAAGAAAGAUUAUCUAGAUUUGCCAUGCAAGGAGAGCGAAAGAGCGAACGAUAAAGCGGCGGCGAACCAGUAUUGAUGUGUAGGACGCGGUGUUGCACUUAAAAGUUAAGUCGCUAAAGUCGUCAUCCUGCUCGUCCGCAGCCCUGCAGGCCGACCGACCGACCAACGUUGGGGAAGCGAUGCUUGAUUUUUUAAGUAAAUUCAGCACCUUAUUCAGCACCGUCACGCGUAACGCGGCGUUACGUUGCGUUGCGUCGCGUGGGUGGAGCUUCUUUGCAGCCGUGCGCUUCACCGCUAACCGAGGGCUUACCGGGUGUUCCACUUCAUGAUAGUGGACCUUUUUUUGCACAAAUUAAAAAAAAAACAUAGAGAUGAACUCAACCCGCAAAACGAACGAACGGUGAUUACGUUCUGAGCAUCAAAGGGAAGAUCAGAAUGAAACCAAACAACAAAAACAACAACAGAAGCAGAAACAAACAACAGACAAAACGAAUAGUAAUAUUAACGGUCCCACCAAAUGUUGCAAACUUAACGGCGCAUCGUUCAAAACCUCGAAAACGAUACUCUCAUACAAAUAAAAAACAAACUACGAAUAUUAACACGCACCAAAUGAAACAUGAAAAAUUAAACGCAAACAAAAACAAACAAACAAUACGAAUCAACAACAAACACGCUGUCCUGUAUGGCUGUAUAGCUGCACAACCGAUCGGAUCUCUUCCCAAUCGCCGGACGACUCGCGGACGCCGAGUUCAGGGGAGUCAGACAUCAGAGGUACUGGUCAAAGCUGUGCGUUACUGUGCAAUAUUUAAGAGAUGCGGCUGGGAUCGAACACACUCUCUCUCUCCCUCUCUCUCUCUCUUAUCCUUACACGAAGUGUAAAUGUGCCAAACAAAAAAGAAUAAGAAGAAGAAGAAGAAAAUGAUACUCAUCAAAUCCACAUCUCAAGUUCAAGCCCUUUAGUUUCGUUUCCUUUCGGGUUGUUGUAUGCUCAGCUAUCUCAGGAAGGAUCGCACGCACGCACACAAAAUCCAAUGCCAGGCCAGCACUCAUCGGCGGGAGUUCGUGUUGAUUAGUAAGCGUUAGUACGCGUUAGUAACGUUUCCUUUGCGUUUCAGUUGUUGCCCCUUGUUGCUCGAUGAUAGUAGGAACGCACAGAACGCUCGAGCGCUUACUCGAAAACCGAAACGUAUCAUUUGUACAGAGAGGUGCGCGGGCAGCUACUAGCCGGUUUGUUAAAAUUGUCGUACUAAAUGAGUGCGAGAAAGAGAGAGAAUGAGAGUAAGAGAAGGCAAAAAGGAGAGAGCGAGAUAUCUUACAAACUUCAGUGUUAUACCAACCUUCCAAGCAUCCAACCUUACGACGGAUUGCACUCCUUAUUGUACCCACCCAAUUGUUGUUGCUUUUCUAAGUGUCAGUUCAGUACCAUCCUGGCCUCCUUUUCUGUCCCGAUCUACUUCAAAUAAUUACUAAAUAGAAUUUGUGUGUGUUUAACAAUCAAAUGGAAACAGAUACCGAUUACAAAAGAAAGUAAAACAAAAAAAAAAGAAAGAAACAAGCAAAACAUAAUAAAUACACCUAAUCCUUUUACAGAUUUAAGGAUCUAAGAAGCAUUGUAGAAUCACAUACACGAUGAUGAAAAGGGAAAGAAAAAACACAUCUUUGAUGAAGUAUAUUACUUACUACUGGUUUAAUGUGAAUAAUAGACAUCAAGACUACACCGGCACGCGGUGUGUGUGUGCGUAAAACAGAAUUUAUAGGAAGAGAAAGAGGCAGAGAGAAAGGGAUAGAGCAAGAGAGAAAGGUAGAGGGAUAGAGAGAGAAAGCGAGAGAUACACAUAAAACGAUAGCCAUAAAAAAAAAACACUGUCAACAUGAUAAGAGAGGUGCAAAAGGGAGGAGAGAAAGAAAAGCAAGUAAUGAACAGAGUAGCGCUGUCCUUUAAAAAGGCCAAGUGUAUUAUAAAUAGAUCGUAAUAAAUAUAUAUAAAACUAA